Messenger RNA from Acipenser ruthenus (sterlet), 7956 nucleotides. Its product is annotated as metabotropic glutamate receptor 5-like. The transcript has 9 exons. Gene Ontology annotation, molecular function: adenylate cyclase inhibiting G protein-coupled glutamate receptor activity; G protein-coupled receptor activity involved in regulation of postsynaptic membrane potential. Gene Ontology annotation, cellular component: postsynaptic density membrane. The record is from RefSeq and is a predicted model, not a curated record. Gene Ontology annotation, biological process: regulation of synaptic transmission, glutamatergic; G protein-coupled glutamate receptor signaling pathway; trans-synaptic signaling by endocannabinoid, modulating synaptic transmission. Lineage: Eukaryota; Metazoa; Chordata; Actinopteri; Acipenseriformes; Acipenseridae. Bases 739 to 4200 code for a protein of 1153 amino acids.
CUUUCGGGGAUUGAUUAGAUCAUGCAACCCUUAUGCAUGUGGGAUAUCUAUUCUUUCUCUAAGGCAUGAACAAUUCAGCGCAGUGAGGCUUACUCACAGGCAGGUUCAUUUUUGGUAGCUGCAGAGUAUAUUGGUAUAACACAAGGGUGCACUAAGAGUCGCUUUGAUUGGUUAUGUGUUUUGUAGACAUUCCUUGGGAUCGGGAAUAUACUUGUUUUUUAAAUAGACUCUUGCAGUGGAUAUUUUAAAGCAUAAGUAGGAAUUCAGAAGAAAGGGAACGAGUAGAGUGUGUCUUUAAAUACAAGUACUUUUCCUAAAAAAAAAAACCCAGGCGCAAGUUGCCGCUGUAUUUAGAGGGGGGAAACACUGAUCGUUUGGAAACAGCUUGCUGCGUGACAAGACGAGACGAGGUGUUUUUACUUUCACUGCCAGAACAGUGGGUCCACAUUGCCAAUGCAAUAAGUAAAAACAUAUAAGAACGGAAUUGAAUUACAUACACAAGCUCUGACCUGCGCAGUCUUGUAAAGGUGAUGAAGCCUACGAACACAUCCACCUUUUCUACAAGACGUUGCCUUGGAGACAACAUUUCUUCAUUAAAAACUGAAUGGAAAUGACAUAUGAGUGCUUUACCUUGUCCACAGGAGAGCAGAAGGCGUUUUAAAUGUUCUUUGAAUUUCCUUCCCCUGGUGUUGUUCCUCCAAUAAUGAAGCUUCCUCAAGCUUAAAGCAUUUUUUAAAGAUGAGCAUCUUUCUGUUGCUGGUGAUCUUGUUAUCAGAAGAAAUUGGCUUGGUAAACUUUAGCUUCCUGGUCGGCGCCCAGGCAAAUGAAAGGCGGGUAGUUGCUCAUGUAACUGGGGACAUCAUCAUUGGGGCCCUGUUCUCGGUCCACCAUCAACCCCCUGCAGACAAAGUGCAUGAGAGGAAGUGUGGGGUGAUACGGGAGCAAUAUGGCAUCCAAAGGGUGGAAGCCAUGCUCCAUACUCUGGACAGAAUCAACUCAGAUCCCAAAAUCUUACCAAACAUAACCCUAGGCUGUGAAAUCCGGGACUCCUGCUGGCAUUCUGCUGUAGCUCUGGAGCAGAGCAUCGAAUUCAUAAGGGACUCGCUUGUCUCCUCGGAGGAAGAAGAGGGAUUGGUGCGCUGCACAGAUAGCGCCACCACACCGGUCCUUGUCAAAAAGCCAAUUGUUGGGGUGAUAGGUCCAGGCUCCAGCUCCGUGGCCAUUCAGGUCCAGAACCUGCUUCAACUCUUUAAUAUACCUCAAAUUGCCUAUUCUGCCACAAGCAUGGACCUCAGUGAUAAAACAUUGUACAAGUACUUCAUGAGGGUGGUUCCAUCGGAUGCUCAACAGGCCCGGGCAAUGGUGGACAUUGUAAAAAGAUAUAACUGGACCUACGUCUCAGCCAUUCACACUGAAGGUAACUACGGAGAAAGCGGGAUGGAGGCCUUCAAAGACAUGGCAGCCAAGGAAGGGAUCUGCAUUGCUCAUUCCUACAAGAUCUACAGCAAUGCUGGUGAGCAGAACUUCGAUAAACUACUGGGGAAGCUGAUGAGCCACCUCCCCAAGGCACGAGUGGUGGCCUGUUUCUGUGAGGGCAUGACUGUCCGAGGAAUUCUAAUGGCUAUGAAGAGACAAAACCUAGUAGGGGAGUUCCUACUGCUUGGAAGUGAUGGCUGGGCAGACCGGUAUGACGUCACAGAAGGGUAUCAGAGAGAGGCAACAGGGGGCAUAACAAUAAAGCUGCAGUCACCAGAUGUCAAGUGGUUUGAUGAGUAUUACCUGAAGCUACGACCUGAGACCAACCUAAGGAAUCCCUGGUUCCCUGAAUUCUGGCAGCACCGCUUUCAAUGCAGACUCAAGGGACAUGCGCAGGAGAAUUUCAAAUACAAUCGCACCUGUAAUAGUCGCAUGUCUUUAAAAGAGCAGUAUGUUCAAGACAGCAAGAUGGGGUUUGUGAUCAAUGCUAUCUACUCCAUGGCCUACGGACUACACUUUAUGCAGCAAGCCCUUUGUCCAGGAUAUGCAGGACUCUGUGAUGCCAUGAAACCCAUAGAUGGAAGAACACUAUUAGAAUUCCUGAUGAAAACCAACUUCAGUGGGGUUUCUGGAGAAGGAAUCUUAUUUGAUGAGAACGGAGACUCGCCAGGAAGGUAUGAGAUAAUGAAUUUUAAGAAAAUCGGGAAGGAUUACUUUGAUUACAUCAGUGUUGGAAGCUGGGACAGCAGUGGACUGAAAAUGGAUGAUGAUGAGAUCUGGUCAGACAAAAAUACAAUCAUCCGAUCGGUCUGCAGUGACCCGUGCGAGAAAGGGCAAAUAAAGGUGAUCCGCAAGGGUGAAGUGAGCUGCUGCUGGACGUGUACACCGUGUAAAGACAAUGAAAUCAUCUUUGAUGAAUAUACCUGCCAGGCCUGCGUGCUGGGAUCCUGGCCCAAUGACGAUCUCACAGACUGUGACCCGAUCCCAGUGGAGUAUCUCAGAUGGGGGGAUCCUGAACCAAUUGCAGCUGUCGUGUUUUCCUGUCUAGGUCUGCUAGCAACUUUAUUUGUGACUUUUAUAUUUAUCACGUACCGCGACACCCCCGUGGUCAAGUCAUCCAGUCGGGAACUGUGCUACAUUAUUUUAGCAGGCAUCUGUUUGGGCUACCUAUGCACUUUCUGUCUCAUAACCAAACCUCACAUCAUAUACUGCUAUCUCCAAAGGAUUGGCAUUGGACUGUCCCCUGCAAUGAGCUACUCCGCUUUGGUAACCAAGACUAACCGUAUAGCUCGGAUUCUUGCAGGAAGCAAGAAGAAGAUCUGCACCAAGAAACCCCGGUUCAUGAGUGCCUGUGCCCAGUUGGUGAUUUCUUUCAUACUAAUCUGCAUCCAACUGGCUAUCAUCGUAGCUCUUUUCAUAAUGCAGCCCCCUGAAGUCAUACAUGAUUACCCCAGCAUCCGCGAAGUCAACCUAAUCUGCAACACCACUAACAUAGGGGUAGUCGCUCCUUUGGGAUACAACGGAUUGUUGAUUCUGAGCUGCACUUUCUAUGCGUUCAAGACCAGGAAUGUCCCUGCCAACUUCAAUGAAGCGAAAUACAUCGCCUUCACCAUGUAUACCACUUGCAUCAUAUGGCUUGCCUUCGUGCCCAUCUACUUUGGCAGCAAUUAUAAAAUCAUCACCAUGUGCUUCUCCGUCAGCCUGAGUGCCACGGUGGCACUGGGCUGCAUGUUUGUGCCAAAGAUCUAUAUCAUUCUGGCCAAGCCGGAGAGGAAUGUACGCAGCGCUUUCACCACCUCCACUGUGGUACGCAUGCACGUCCGUGACGGCAAAUCGUCCUCGGCUGCCAGCCGCUCCAGCAGUUUGGUCAACCUGUGGAAAAGGAGAGGCUCCUCUGGAGAGACUUUAAGCUCAAAUGGAAAGUCAGUGACCUGGGCCCAAACUGAACAAAGUAACAGGGGACACCACCUCUGGAAACGCUUGUCCGUCCACAUCAAGAAGAGAGAAAACAAUCAGACCGCAGUCAUCAAACCUUUCUCCAAGGCCUCAGAAAACAAGUUCAUCAGCAACACCACACCCAACACCAGUUCCAAAAUGUUAUAUGAAGUCUCAGAAGCCGAGGAGCACUAUCCACUUCAGUACCGACCACAGACGCCUUCUCCAAUCUGCACUGUGAGUCAAAGAGCAUCCUCAGUCGGGCGGAAGGAGGAAGAGGCCCCAUCCUAUCUUGCUGACAACCCACAGAGGAGCAGCUCCUCCCAAGGUUCUCUGAUGGACCAGAUCAGCUGCGUAGUCAACCGUUUCACCGCCAACAUCAGUGAGUUAAACAGCAUGAUGCUUUCCACAUCCCCUCCAGGGGCUGUGGGCUCCACGACUAACUGCCCGACUUACCUGAUUCCCAGGGAGAUGCAGCUCCCCACCACCAUGACUACAUUCGCUGAGGUCCAGCCCCUCCCUGCCAUCGACGGGAACGGGCACUCGCAGGGUGCCAGCAAGACAUCGUCUACCAGUAUUAAAGAUGGCACCUCAGAGUCUUCGGCAGUCAAAACGGACUUCGAAGAGCUGGUGGCUCUUACCCCUCCCUCUCCUUUUAGAGACUCCAUUGACUCCGGAAGCGCCUCGCCAACCUCUCCCGUCUCUGAGUCGGCACUCUGCAUCCCCUCAUCGCCUAAGUACGAUACGCUUGUGCUGAGGGAUUACAGUCAGAGCUCCUCUUCGCUGUGAACACAGUCAUGGAAUAGGGAAAGCGAAUACAGUGCAAGAUUCUCUGAAUCUUUAACAUAGUGUAUGGCAAAAUAAAAUUAAAAAAAAACACGUUUACAUGAAUUCAGUGGUGGAAAUAGAUAAAGCACGAGAUGAUGAUAUGAAAUACGUCUGGUGAAACUGAUGAACAUUUUGUUUUGAAUUAUUUGAAAUGUGGGGUGUUCAAAGUCAACAUGACUUUGUAGUAUCUUUUUGUGGUUUUAAUUUGGCAGUGGCCUUAGAAAACAUGGGCUUUCAACUAAUUAGGGCUGUCCAAAUUCUGGCACUAAUGGAACAUUUCAGUUUGCAUUACAGUUGGGCUCUGAAUAUAUUUGUUUGUAUUGUUUUGUUAACUGUGUACAUAGAAAAACUACAGGCAAUACAAAAUGUCAGAGGUUGAGUGCUGUCUUGUGUACUGGAAAAUACAGAUUUCAGGGGGGGUUGGAGCUACAAAAAAACUAGACUGGAAUGCUUUUUGGUGUUAGAUUUGGUCAGCUUUGCAAAUACUGUAAAUAUAAACAAAUUUGGGAGGCUAUAGCGGCAAAUUAUCAAACACGCUAUAAAAAAGUGCUUUGCUUUACUACCAUGACAAAUUAAAUGUAUAUAUAGACGAUUGUGUAACUCAAAAAAGAAUAUUUGUUUGUUUGCUUGUUUGUUUGUCUUUUUUCCCCAAAAGUGAACUUCACAUUUUCUUAAAAGUUGGAAUGUAUAUUUUCUAAAUAGUAAUACAUAAUAUGGGACCAAAACAAUUACAUUGACAAUAGAUCCUAAUAGUAUAGAAUCGUAAAGUAAAAAGAAAUAUAGACACAGUUGAUGUGCUGCCAUUUACUGAAACAAAGCCAGGGUACUGGCCAGUAUAUCUGUGAAUCAGCCAUUUCAAAGCAAAAAACAAGCAAAGAAAAUAUGUUAAUGUGAACAAAGAAAUAGCAAUUCAUAAUAAUGAUGGCUUUUGUACAGUGAACAGUGUCCAUGUUGUGGAAUCACAAAGAAAAGUAUAAAGAACAUUUGCAGUAAAGGAGACAUUUUGCUCCAUGCCUUGCAUCUGUUAGUGUUCUUCUUUUUAAAUCCAUUUUAAGACAGGCUCUUCAUUUCCCAGUGCAAAUAUUUUGCAUAUGAAAGACAUGGUUUAUCACAGAGGUAGGAUUAAACAACUGUAAACUGGACAACUACUGUACCGAGAAAAGGUGGAAUGUACUUUAUAUUGAUGGAAUAGUGCACAAAUGUGAAUGGUCUGAUAUUGAACGUAAUUUGUUCACCAAGAUGCCAGUAAACACAGGAUUAAAACAUUUUUGUAUCAUAAAAAUGUAAAUAUAAAGGGAAGCUCAUACUUCAAAUAUGUAUCAUAUUGUAAGUCUGCAUACAUUGGUUCUACUGAACUUAAUGUUAAUAAAAACAGUUGUGAAUCAAUUGUCCAUAAUAUAUAUGUUGACCGACCCCCCCCCCCCCCCCCCAAAAAAAAAGAACGGGUCAUACAUCAAAGCAAUAUUAACAAUUCCAAAAGUAAUACAUAGCUCCUAAAUUUAAUAUACCAGUAAUACAAUAUGCUGCUGGUAAAAAAAGGUUAAAUAAAUGUAAUCCAUAACAAUUAUUGGUCAGUAGGUAUUACAUCAAUAAAGUAGAUAUGUUGAGUAUUACUAUAAUUAGUCAUGUUUCGGGCAAGUGAGUGAGGCCACAAGUAUAACCAAUGCUUUAGAGAAACUUGAGACUGCUGCAAGAGAGACAUAAAUGGUAUGUCUCCAUGGCACGUUGAUGCCUAUAGCGGCGCUAUAAUUUCAACCUUAAUGGCUCGUCACCAUUUUAUAAAAUAACAACAAUGCUAAGGCACUACUCAAGCAGGGGCACAUGUGUUCUUAUUUAAAAUAUGUUUAUUUCCUUAUAUAAGUAACCCAUUUGUGGUCAGGCAAUCUAAAAAUAUCUAGAAUAUCUUAUUAAUGAAAAAAAUUAACAUGUUAAAGGGUAUAGCUAAAAAUGAAGUUUGAUGUAUACAUUUAUUUGAAGUGAUAUUUUUCAGAAUGUCUCUAUAACUAUCUCUAACUGGUCUUUGAAUUGUGAAAAAUAUUGAAUUUGUUAUCUUUUUUUUCUUUUAGAUCUUUUGAGAGACAAUUCAAUGAUAUUCUUCUACUAAACAUUUUCAUUCCAGUAAAUCACCAAACUUGUUUUAACCAUACCUGAUGAUGGUGUUUAGGAUUUACCAGUAUCACCAUACUGAUGAAUUUCAAAACAACAGUAUAGUAUUAUUAUUUGUUUAUUUAGCAGACGCCUUUAUCCAAGGCGACUUACAGAGACUAUGGUGUGUGAAUUAUGCAUCAGCUGCAGAGUCAUUUACAAUUAUGUCUCACCCGAAAGACGGAGCACAAGGAGUUUAAAUGACUUGCUCAGGGUCACACAAUGAGUCAGUGGCUGAGGUGGGAUUUGAACCAGGGACCUCCUGCUUACAAGCCCUUUUCUUUAACCACUGGACCACACAGCCUCCUACUAGUAUAUACAUAGAGUUGAAAGCUCAGUGUCACAAUAUGGGAGUAGGAAAUAUGCCUACAAGGUCAAAAACAUUUUCUAAUCCAAUCAAACUCAAAGCCUGUUAAUGGCAGCUAUAGACACUAAAGAGAGAAAAAAAAAACUAAUUAAAUUAUAUAUUGUUUAUGGUUACAACAUAAUUCGAAAGGAAGUAAAGGAUACCUAUUUUCGGCCAUAGUCUUAUAGGAAAUAUUCAAAACCAUAUGUGUUCCAGCUCCUCCCAUGACUAUGCCUCUCUGCACACAGUUGGUACUGGUCAGUCAUUGUUAUUAUCAUUGGUUGAACUGGCAGCCAUUUUGCCAGAGCACUGUAACAUGAUGUCAUGGCCUUUUACAUUUGCAAUAGGCACCAGCUCAUGCCAGAUGUUGCCAUGGGAGGAGACUUACUACUAAAGAGUAUGGAUAGUGUUUUUGAACAGUAAAACUGUACAUAAUCACUUAAAUAUGUGAUAUCCAGAUUACGUAUAUUUCUAGUCCAGCAAAUAAAUGUUACAGAUCUCAAACCCUGACUAUUAUUGCAGGAAAUAAAUUCAAUUUUAAUAGCCAUGGUAUUUUGAUACUAUGGUAACAUGCCGUUAAUAUGAAAUGUACCUGGAUAUUUUUAACUGCUGUGCAUACUGAAUGCUUUCAGAAUAUUUUUUGAAGAAGAUGAAUAUAAAAAGUACUGCAAAAAAAAAAAAAAGAUUAUGUUAUAUAGAAUGUUAACAAAAAUCAUGUGUAUAUUAAAAGGUAAUAUUGAGGGAAUGUGAUCCAUAGAAUCCUAUGGAGGCUGUGAUUGUUUGGGAAAAAGACAUUUGUCCAAUUCUAUUGAUGAGAAACAUUUUCAUGUAUAUUAAUAAUUUCAACAUGAACCAGUGCCAAUUCUAAGAAUUCUGUAUGGGCUAUUUAAGUGCAACUUCUUUUUGUUACUUACCUUUGAUAACUGUUUUAAAUGUUUUUUUUUGUGUGUGUGUAAAAUGUGUUCUAAGUUUUCUGCUGCUUUUCUGCCUACUGAAAUAUAGAAUGUAAAAUGCUAUGGACGUGAAACUGGAACAAAUUUUUAUUACUAUUUAUUGACAUUUUUAAUAGUUUCAUUCAGCUUUGUAAAUGUAAAAAAAUAUAUAUGAUCCAAGCUGUAUAGGAACGCAUUUCACUGUUUUUGAGUUUUCUAACCAUAAAAAAGGAAAAAAAAUUGUUAAUGUACUGUAGAGUACUUUUUGAACAUUAUUAAAACCUGUGGUACAUG